Hydractinia symbiolongicarpus is the source of this 1691-nucleotide messenger RNA. RefSeq lists its product as uncharacterized. The record is from RefSeq and is a predicted model, not a curated record. The transcript has 2 exons. NCBI's taxonomy places the organism in Eukaryota, Metazoa, Cnidaria, Hydrozoa, Anthoathecata, Hydractiniidae. Bases 611 to 1168 code for a protein of 185 amino acids.
UUUAAAAAGUUCCUUUAUAACUUUUUUUUUUUAUUUGUUUACAAAUAUAUUAAGGCAUAUGAGCUAAAAAGAGUUAUGACAAUUACUGGAAAUUUUAUUGAUUGGCGAGAAGAAAGGAAAAUUCUAUCAACAAUUGAUUUUGUACACUGUCCGAUAGAAAAAUAUUUGUCUCAGACGAUUAUUUUACCGUCUCAGCGCGGCUCCAACUUUACAAAAAGAUAAUAAUUAUUAACUUAAAUGAUUCAUUUCCAUCAAAAUUUUGAGACAGAGAGGCAAAACAUUUUUAUUUCAACAUCGGUAUUUCUUGUUUUCUAACAUUGCUUUCAGCGCUACAUCUGUGUUUACAAAUGGAUAGCCACGUACAUUACUAUACUAACUUAUUGAGAUUCAUCAUAAACAAAUUUUCAACACUUUAAAGAGCGUCGACUUUAAAUAUCACAUUUCAUCAUUAACUAGUUUUAUUAUCACUAUAAUAUAGACUUAAAUUUGAUAUUAAAAGGCAUUACAGGAUCAUAAAGUGUCUCGACAAAUUUUAUACACUAGCUUGUAACCAUAUAUUAAACUUUAAGUAUUUGGAUGCAUAAAAACACGGGUAUGGUUGUUAAGUUUCAUGAUAAAAGCAUUCAAAGCGUUCAAAAAAGGGGAAGGGGAAGAUACAAUGCUAGAAUUGCAAGAAACAGAUUACCAUGAAGAGAGAAAAGACAAUAGACUUGUAUUGACGAUAUAUAAAGAAGCCGUCCAAUAUAUUGCAAAGCUCGCCAUAGCACUGCUUGAUAUGGAAGGAAAGCAAAAAUUAUUUGAAAUCGACAAUGUCAACAUUGCCUGCGCUCACAAGUAUGCCUACGAAGAAAGUAACUUUUUUCUCCAUACACAUAAUAGUGACAAAAUUGCAGCACAUAUCGAGUCAAUUAUCAGCUCUCUUUUUAGUGAAACUAACAUCCAACUCUUCUGUUGUGGAGAAGUACAAAAAAAAAGUAGAAGCGAAUAUUUAAAAUUUUCAAGACAUUAUGUUAAUGAAAACUGCACAUCUAACAAUGAUUUUCUAAAAGAAGCUGUUCAAUUUCCACCACCAAUGGUAAAUGAAGAGGUAUCCGAGCUAGCCUUUCAACUAAAGUCAAUUCUAAGUAAAAUUAGACACGUGUUCGUCAUUUUUGAAUACCUUCUGUGAUCGUGUUCCUGAUUUCAAACACAGACUUUUGCUGCUCAAUCCAUCUCAAAAUACCUUUCUUAAUAUAAGAUACACUAAAACUACCAGUGCGUCAACCAUUGAGGAAGAAUUUCAAAAUGGUGAAGUAGUUAUUAAACAUUUGUUUUCAAUCAAUCGACAAUUUAUCUCGAAUAGUACCUCCAGAUUUAUAAAUGUGGUUGCAGCACCAAAUUUCCGAAAGUUAGAGAACAUCGACGUUUGUGCAAACUGUCAAUUGUUAGAUCAGUCAAUUUUCUCAGAUGACACAAAGGUUCAAAAAUUCCUUCUAUCUCUGGGAUUAACAAGAAAAGAUCUUGAUCAGAAAAGCAAAGAGCAGUACAUGAACAUAUUGGGACAAGCAAUGCGCUUCAUGGCCAGUAGAGAGAUUAUGAGCACUGUUCCAACAAUUAAAGAUGACAUCCAUGGGAAAAUAUGCACUGUUCUAUUGUCAUCUGAACAGUCAAAUAUUUUGUUUCACAAAUCUAAAAAGAAAAUUAUCGUCGGA